Molecule: messenger RNA, 1287 nt
Organism: Plasmodium reichenowi
Lineage: Eukaryota; Apicomplexa; Aconoidasida; Haemosporida; Plasmodiidae
Product: chromatin assembly factor 1 P55 subunit, putative
Exons: 4
Coding region: 1-1287 (428 amino acids)
Biological process (GO): regulation of gene expression
Cellular component (GO): nucleus
Molecular function (GO): histone binding
Source: RefSeq, a predicted model, not a curated record
AUGAAAAAGUUGGGUAAUAAUUUAAACACUAUAAAUGAUAAUAAUCAGAAUGAGGAAUCACAACAUAAUUAUUUAGGUUCAAAUAUAGAUAAUUAUAAAUAUUGGCAAUAUAAUACUAUAUUAUUAUACAAUGUUAUUAUGAUAUAUACUUGUGAAUGGCCUUCUUUAUUUAUUGAGUGGUUACCCAAAGUGUACAAAAAUGAUGAAGAAUACGCUUACCAAGAUUUAAUAUUGGGAACAUAUACGACGGAGAAGAAUAACUACAUAUUAAUAUUGGAGGUAACACUUCCUAGUGAAGAGUUUUCUUAUUCCAGCUUUUAUUACGAGAAGAUUAACGAUUAUAGGCACAAUUUUUGUAACGACACAAGCAAAAAUUUCAGGAUAAAGAAUAAGAUAUACCAUGAAAGUGAAAUAAAUAAAAUAAGUUGUUACCCAGAAAAUGCAGAUAUUGUAGCGUGUUUUUGUUCAGAUGGAAAUAUAAAUAUAUUUAAUAUAAAUGAUUAUUAUAAUAAAGAUGAUGAAGAUGAAAUAAAGAAUGAUAAUAUAUUAACAUUUGAUAAAACCUUAAAAGGUCAUUUAUAUCAAGGAUGGGGAUUAGAAUGGGAUGAUAAAAAUAAUUACAUUUCUUCAUGUGGUGAUGAUUCCUAUUUAUGUAUAUGGGAUAUGAAUACAAGUGACAAAAUAAUGCAUCCAAUAGUAAAAUAUUUUAAUCAUAAUAUUCCUUUACAAGAUUGUUGUUGGAAUGAUAAUAAUGUUUUAAGUGUAUCAGAAAAUGGCCAUAUAAAUAUUUAUGAUAUACGUAAUAAAACUGUAGUCAAUUCUAUUUGUGCUACGAAUUGUACUUUAAAUUCUAUUGAUGUAAAUCCUCAUAAUAAAAAUAUUUUUGCAACAGCUGGAACAAAUAAAGAAAUCGAUUUAUGGGAUAUGCGUUUUACAAAUAAAUCAUUACAUAGAAUAAUAUCACAAAAAGAAACUAUUAUUAAAUUAAAAUGGGAUAAAUUCCAACCAGGGAUUUUAUCAUCUUCAACUAGUGAUAAAUUUAUUUAUUUUUUUGAUACCAAUAAAAUUGGUAUUGAACAAACUUAUGAAGACUCACAGGAUGGACCGCCCGAACUUAUUUUCAUACAUGGUGGUCAUUCAUCAAAUAUACUGGACUAUUCUUUGAAUAAUUCAUAUUCGAUGAUGAUUUCCUCUAUAAGUGAGGAUAACACACUUCACAUUUGGCAACCUUCCAAGCAAGCGUAUGAAGACGCAUCAGAUACAUACGACGAUACAGAAGUGGAAUGA